Molecule: messenger RNA, 1578 nt
Organism: Rangifer tarandus platyrhynchus (Svalbard reindeer)
Lineage: Eukaryota; Metazoa; Chordata; Mammalia; Artiodactyla; Cervidae
Source: the annotation of a GenBank genome assembly
AUGGCGGCAAUGGUGCUGGCGGCGACGCGGCUGCUGCGAGGCUCGGGCUCGUGGGGCCGCUCGCGGCUGAGGUUUGGAGACCCUGCAUACAGACGCUUCAGCAGUGGUGGCGCCUACCCCAACAUCCCCCUCUCUUCCCCCUUGCCCGGAGUACCCAAGCCUGUUUUUGCUACAGUUGAUGGACAAGAAAAGUUCGAAACCAAAGUUACCACACUGGAUAAUGGACUUCGUGUGGCAUCCCAGAAUAAGUUUGGACAGUUCUGUACAGUAGGAAUUCUUAUUAACUCUGGAUCAAGAUACGAAGCGAAAUAUCUUAGUGGAAUUGCUCACUUUUUGGAAAAAUUGGCAUUUUCGUCUACUGAUCGAUUUGACAGCAAAGAUGAAAUUCUGCUUACCUUGGAGAAGCACGGGGGUAUCUGUGAUUGCCAGACAUCAAGAGACACCACCAUGUAUGCUGUGUCUGCUGACUCCAAGGGCCUGGACACGGUGGUGGGCUUGCUGGCAGACGUGGUCCUGCACCCCAGGCUGACAGACGAGGAGAUUGAGAUGACACGCAUGGCUGUGCAGUUUGAGCUGGAGGACCUCAACAUGCGGCCCGACCCGGAGCCGCUCCUCACCGAGAUGAUUCAUGAGGCCGCGUACAGGGAAAACACGGUGGGCCUCCACCGUUUCUGCCCCGUGGAGAACAUCGGGAAGAUCGACCGGGACAUGCUGCACUCCUAUCUGAGAAACUACUACACCCCUGACCGCAUGGUGCUGGCCGGCGUGGGGGUGGGGCAUACGCAGCUGGUGGAGUGCGCCCGGAAGUACCUCCUGGGGACCCGCCCCGCCUGGGGCACUGGGGCGGCCGUGCACGUGGACAGAUCGGUGGCUCAGUACACUGGGGGCAUCGUCAAGCUGGAGAGAGACAUGUCCAACGUCAGCCUGGGCCCCACUCCAUUCCCUGAGCUCACGCACAUCAUGAUCGGCCUGGAGAGCUGCUCCUUCCUGGAGGGGGACUUCAUCCCUUUUGCGGUGUUGAACAUGAUGAUGGGCGGGGGCGGCUCCUUCUCAGCCGGCGGGCCCGGCAAGGGCAUGUUCACCAGGCUCUACCUCAACGUGCUCAACAGGCACCACUGGAUGUACAACGCGACCUCCUACCACCACAGCUACGAGGACACAGGCCUGCUGUGCAUUCAUGCCAGCGCCGACCCCAGACAGGUUCGAGAGAUGGUGGAAAUCAUCACGAGGGAGUUUGUUUUAAUGGCUGGGACUGUGGACGUGGUGGAGCUGGAGCGGGCCAAGACGCAGCUCAUGUCCAUGCUCAUGAUGAACCUGGAGGCCCGGCCUGUCAUCUUCGAGGAUGUGGGGAGGCAGGUCCUGGCCACCCGUUCCAGAAAGCUGCCCCAUGAGCUGUGUGCACUCAUCCGCGACGUGAAGCCGGAGGACAUCAAGAGGGUCGCCUCCAAGAUGCUCCGCGGGAAGCCCGCCGUGGCCGCGCUGGGGGAUCUGAGCGAGCUGCCCGCGUACGAGCACGUGCAGACAGCGCUGGCCAGCAGGGACGGGCGCCUGCCCCGGACGUACCGGCUCUUCCGGUAG